This is a messenger RNA of Hylaeus volcanicus, 14112 nucleotides long. Its product is annotated as irregular chiasm C-roughest protein-like. Gene Ontology annotation, biological process: cell-cell adhesion. Gene Ontology annotation, molecular function: cell adhesion molecule binding. The transcript is spliced from 16 exons. Bases 704 to 3325 code for a protein of 873 amino acids. The record is from RefSeq and is a predicted model, not a curated record. Gene Ontology annotation, cellular component: cell-cell junction. NCBI's taxonomy places the organism in Eukaryota, Metazoa, Arthropoda, Insecta, Hymenoptera, Colletidae.
UAGUAAUAUUUUGUGUAGAAUUUAAUAUUCAAAUACUUGGGUAGUUUCUUCAUACUACUGAAAUAUUUGUCGCUCGUUCGAAUAGCAAACUACUCGAAUAGAGCCAGCCCCAAGACGGAUAGGUCUACGAGACUUUUACUGCAGCUGUUUGGAGAUGUUACGAGGGUUGCCGUGCGCGAAUCCUCUGGAGCUGAAAACUAGCUCAGUGUUACACGCGUCGCGCGUUUCUAGGCGAAGUGCCGUCGUAAAAGUAGUUACCCGAAAAAUUAGAGACACCAAAAGGAAUUUGGUAGCGCGCCAGGAUUAAUUAUCGAGAAACAUUAUCGCCGAGACGGAAAAAUUCGCGGACAUUUAGCCUGGGCGGGGUGGAAUAUUGCGCUCGGUCUGUUUAAUGGCGAAAUAAUGCAACCUUUUGUUACGGGGUUAUUAUCGUGAUUGAGGAAGCGACGCGUUAGCUACUUUACUCCUCUGGUUUUUAAUUACACGCUGUAACGAAGCGGUGGAUGUGGUAGAAUGAAAGGCAACAGUCAUCGCCCGCCUCAAGGCGAUCUUUUGGGAGCUUGCGACGAUACGUGGAUCUGGCAUGAACAAGAUGGACCUAGUGUUCGAGGAAGGGGUGGAUAAAGGAUGCUGACGUUUUAUCGAGACAGGCGGAAUCUACCUCCGAGAGGAGAGGAUUCCUUAGUCGUGGAACAAAGCCAACAUGGUCGCAUUAUCAGAUAAACGGCCAGUGACGAUCCACGGAUUCCUUGUCGCGGACACCAUGGAUUUCUCUACUCUGGACGCGAUGUCCAUGCCAUGCUCAUCUGUGAGGGAUAACGCGGAUCACGCGAGGAGAGAGUCCGAAUGCAACGAAACGAUAAGCAGGAGAACGAGGAUCACGGGGCGAUCGACUUCGCCAAUAAUCUGGGUCUCGUUACUACUGACGCUGGGAACGAGGACAACGUCCGCCGCGAACAUGACGAACGUGUCACCCUUGGCUUCCACGGUGAGACCGAUCACGACCACGGAAGUAGUUUAUCAGCGAUUCGCGAUCGAGCCGAUGGAUCAAACCGCGGUGAUUGGUAGCCGAGUCACGCUUCCUUGCCGAGUCCUUGAUCAGAAGGGACCCGUUCAGUGGACAAAGGACGACUUCGGAUUGGGAGCCGUCAGGAAUCUCACGGGAUACGAGCGAUACGCCAUGAUCGGCAGCGACGAGGAAGGUGACUUCUCGUUGCACAUAUACCCAGUCGAGCUGGAAGACGACGGCACGUACCAAUGCCAAGCCUCGCCCACGAACGACGGCCAACCAGCGUUGCGCUCGAGGUUCGCCAAGCUGAGCGUCCUUGUGCCGCCUCAGAAACCGAAGAUCCUUCAAGGCGAUUUCCUUAUCACCACCGAAGACCGGGAAUUGGUGAUCGAGUGCGUCAGCGUCGCUGGCAAGCCGCCUGCAGAGAUCACGUGGAUCGACGGGCUGGGAAAUGUGCUGCACAAGGGAAUAGAGACGACGAAGGAAUUAUUCGACGGCGGUCCCCUGUACACCGUGAAAUCCGUCCUGAAGGUGAUGCCGCGGAAGGACCACGACAACACGACAUUCACGUGCCAAAGUCAGAACGCGGCCGACCGCACGCCGCAGAACGCCAAGCUGCGCGUCGAGGUUCGCUACGCGCCGAAUGUGUCUCUGACGAUCCGCUCGGGCCAGCGCAAAGACGACCCCAUCGUCGAGGGAAGCGAGCUCCGGUUCAAAUGUCUCGUCAAGGCCAAUCCGCCCGACGUGGAGUACAGGUGGUUUAUCAACGAGAAGAAAGUCAUCGGAGACUACACCAAGGAGAUGAUUAUCCACAACGCGACCCGCGAUCUUCACGACUCGAUCGUAAAGUGCGAGGUCCACAACGACGUUGGCAGGAGCGAGGACACAGAGACCCUAGUCAUAACGUACGGGCCGCAGUUUCGCCAUCCACCAGUCUCCGUGCAGACGCAGUACGGGGCGACGGAGAUCUUGCAGUGCGACGUCGACGGGAACCCUAGCCCAGAGAUAAGGUGGUACCACGAGGACUCGGAGCGACAGGUCGCCACUACGGCGAACAUAAGCGUGGUGGUGAAUCACGAGACUGCCGGACGGUACUUCUGCAAAGCUCGCGUGCCCGGCUUCCCCGAGCUGACGGGCUACGCCAACAUCUACAUCCGGGCGCCGCCGAGCAUCGUGUCGCAGAGGGUUCAAUACGUGCCCGACGAGGGGGUCGUCAAGGUGAAGUGUACCGCGAUAUCUGUGCCAAAAGCGGACUCGGUGGUAUGGAGCUUCGCCGGUCGCGAGCUCAAUUUCUCGUCGAACAAUACGCCUUUCGACGUGCAAGAGGAAUACACCGGCGAGAGGGUCGUCAGCACUGUCACGCUGCUCGAUCCUAUAUCCGCGUACUUUGGGGAUUACAACUGCACGGUCACGAAUAGCUUCGGCACGGAUUCCGUCAUAAUCAAGCUGACGGCACACAUCGAUUGGCAGCUGAUUCUCAUCAUCGGCGGAUUGGUCGUCUGUGUGAUCCUGAUCGGAGUGAUCAUUAUACUCAUUCUGCAGUGCCGUGACCGCAUCAAACAACCGCGGCCGAGGACUGCCCAGACCCAGGAGACUGAUAUGCAAGAAACAGAUUCGAACGCGGAUCGAUAUCGAGAGAGUGACAGAAGCAGCAACCUUUCGGAUGUCAAAGCGGAUAUACGAGCAGGAUCGAGUGUCAGCAACGCAGAAAGCGUGACAGCACUCGACAGCGAGGGCGAAGGCAGCACGAGAGGCGUGAAUGCAUUGGCGCUGGCUGGUCCCGUACCGAACCCUCUGGGUUAUCGUUACAGCGCCGACUACACGGAACCUUCGUUCCCGCCGAAAAAUAAUGACGGCAGUAACAAUAACGGUUACGUGCCGUACGUCGACUACACCCGCGAUUACAUGCCGCCCACGACGCAAGGAGUGGGAGCGUCGCGAGAAUCCUUAAGCAGGAUACCAUCGGGCGGCAUACUCGCCUCAAAGAAGAUCGGUCUGAGUUCCGCGAAUUUGGGCACUCCGACGUCGCAAACGACACCCGCGAUCGACCCACGUUUCUCCGCGACGUACGGAAACCCCUACCUCAGAAUGUCAGCGGCGGAGCAGCUGAGACACGCGCCGCACGCGGCGGUGCCGGGAGUAACGCCAGCACCACCACCCUACACGCAAGCAAUGAGAAUGAAUAGCUUGAAUACCUUGAACGGCGCUGGACCGCAGGCACCCCUGUCAGCGCAUUACAUCACGGGAGGACCGAACGGUGGCGUCGCGACGGUGAAACGCACGUCGGCGGUCGGGACGUUAGCGACGCACGUAUGAGGCCAGGGGGUCUAUCCGAACUAGAACCGUCGACGUUCGGGCCUAAUUAGCACCGCCUUCGGACAUCGCAGAGCCCUCGAGGAGACUCACCGCUCGGGUUCGAGCACGAACACGCCGAGACCACGCGAGACGUUCUUCGUGGACACGCUGGGGAGGAGCAGUCGCUAUCGAAAUCGACAGGGCGUUGAUUUGGAGCAUCGUCACGCCACACGACGAGAAUUAACGAUCGCUCGCGCGCCAGAGGUCGAACAUUUGCUAGAGGAAUCGAGACUGACAAGCGAGAUCGACGGAAAGAAGCUUCGAGCCAAGGGACGAGCGCAACGAACGACGGAGAACGGCGAAACGCUCAAGUACAUCGAGCUGGUGCUUCGUCAGCUGCGAAGAGCCAGUAGGGACCACCGGCAGCUGGUGGAGCAGCGUCAUCGAGUCGACGCGGCGCAACCGGUUCUCCAGUCGUCGUCGACGGACCCCCAUUCCUGGAGCUUCCCGACUUCCUACGCGCAAAGCAUUGCCGAAGACCAACUCGAUUCCUGGCGGACACCGAGAACGACAUCCAGAAUGCGAAGAUUUCGAACGACGGAGAAGCCACGGGAACUCGCCCAGUACUCCGAUUUGGACGUUGCGACGAAACUGUUGGCGAAGAGGAAGACCUACGCGACGAGUGUCGACGUUCUGGAGACCAUGGUCGACAGCCGCGAUCAAACGAGCACGACGAGCCGACAGGGUUUACGAUAUGUCCCCGCGUACGAAGGAAUUGACACAGCGGUUAUUCAAUGAAGCUGCGCCUCGACGGCCGAGCCCCGACCCCGACGCACAAGGUAGACGUCUCGAGCAUCGACUCGCAAAAAAAGAAACACGCUCGUCGCACCUGUCAGCUGUCCGUUAAAGGAAGAUCGGUCAGUGAUUUGACGAGGACUCGUAACUCCUGACUGACUUCUAGGAAUGGUACGCGCAGGAAUGGAUAUCGAGCCAAGCAGCAACGGUUACCGGUCGAGUUCAUCCGAGAGAACAGCGAGGAAUUCCAUUUAAGAAAACCGAACGGGAGUAACAAGAUUUUCUCGUUGCUUCAUCGACUCCCGAGGACAGUAUUUUUUCUCCCCGUCUGGGGCUUAACAGAAGGAAAUGGCGUCAUCAUGAAAGUCAAUGCAACACGCUCGUCAACAGCGCGAUGGAAACCGAUGAAUCGACUCGGCGUGACAAACGACCGACGUGGAUCGAAAGGUAGUGUUCGAAGGUUCGCGGGGGAACGAAGGACGGUGGUUAGGUUCGCAGAUCGAAGGAGCUCUUCGGAACGAGAACAGACCACUCGGUAUCGACAAUCUUUUUAUUCGCAUAAUUUAGAUCUCGAUAAGCAUUUAACGUACGUUCGGUGUAACGUGAACACGCGGGAAUACGAAUCCCGUCGCGGAUCGCCGUGGUCGUAGUAGCAGUCUGCUUAAGAAAGAGGCGCGCGCUAGUGUCGCGAUCGUACGGAUCGGACACCGGUGGACGGUGCUGCGAUGACGAUGAAAAAGACAAGUGGCGGGUGUCUCGCGCUUUUUCGAAUAUGUGAUAUGCAGACGGAGCCAGACCGGGCAACGUCUCAGCUGCUACUACGACGUCACUGUGUGCGCGCUGCCUUUUUUUAUUUGUAGGGAAAACAAAAAGUUAAUAGAUCUCGCGCGGUAAUCGCGCGCAAGCGCACUAAAACGAGAACUAAGGGGCAUUCCGCUGGAUCCCAGGGACUCGCUCGACGAGACCUGUCGCGAUCCAGCGUCCCCUCCGGCCUGAGAAUCCGGUUACGAGCGAACGCGCGUUUGUAAUCGCGAGCGACGCGUUCGACCCAGGCCGAACAUUGUAAAAUAGAUAGCUAAAAUGAUUAGGUAUACAUACGUAUGUAUAUAGAUAUAUGUAUAUUUACAUAUGCGUAUAUGUGUGUAUACUGGGUGCCUCGGAAAUCGUGUUUCAAGGGGAUGGUUCCUCGUGGAACGAUAAACAGAGAAUUUUCGAUUUAUUUUUGCGCGACCAAUCGCGUCUUCUUCGAUGAUGCUACGAUUCCCACUGCACCACGUAUAUAUAUAUAUGUGUGUGUGUGUAUAUGUGUACGUAUAUGUAUAUAUAUUAUACACCUGUUGUCAAUAUGAACAUAGGGCCUAUAGUUUGGUGGCGCUACGAGAGCAAAACUCUAUUGAAAUAAGCUCGUUCGCGAGUGGAACGGCUUCCUGUAAAUAAUACAUAACGAUAUUACUAAAUAAAAACUAAAAAAAUGAACUAUCGAAGGGGAGGGAUGCGACGUCUUAGAUGAAAGUCGUCGCGCGCGUCUCGUAUCGAAGAGAAAAGAACCGAGCGAGCGCGACUUUAUUAGAGGAAAGAAGUGUCGCGAGGUCUCCGCUUGAUUACGCUCGUUAAUUAAAUUAUUCUGGUUUCUCCUCGGAAGUAUAUUUAUAUGUCGGUUCGUUUUUUCCCUUCGUUUGCGACGUCUCCGUAGAUCAUGGACGAGGGACGCGACGUUUCCUCGUCGAUGGCCUGUGGGAACGAUCGCGAGGUUCAAAUGGGCGCGACGAAGAGAAAACGAAAACGACACAUCGCGACGGUGUACAGCGAGGUUAAAAUACCAUUGAUUACGAUAACGAAACAGGGUAGCCUAUCAAUUAUUAAAAAUGAUUCCGAAGGAGAAGGCUGCACAGCACGGACUGGCCCCUCAUACUCGCGUCGGUGAUCAGCGGAAACGUCGAUGAAAAUGUGAAAAGCUCGAGCGAACGUGUCAGUGGCGACGAACGGCAUCGAACGGGAACGUUCGAUUUGCCAGGUGAACGAAUCUACGUUUGUAUUGUCAGAUGAUAUCUUUAUAUUGUGACGUCUGUAACAUAAUUUCUGUACAUAACUGGAAUUAUUGCUCACCGUAUCUCGUAAGAUUUAGUUAGUUUUAUAACUGUGAAGAGAGAAAAAAAGAACAAAAAACACUAUUGUGCAUAUCCGACUAUACGCCAGGAACAUCGAGGCGGACAGUUCCCCUCGCAAGGGCGGAGGGUUCCAUCGGUCGUCGAAGAUCGAAAAAGAAAAAAUCAGUAUUCGUAACGAUACUUCCUUCCUAUUGAGGACUCGUUCUCACAUUCCGCGAUCUACCGCGCACGCGCGCGGUUCGAUCGUUUAGAAACGAUCAGUUCCUUUGCUCGCGAUCGGAACGUCGCGUCGAGGAGAACGUGGACUGACUCGUACGAUGGAUUAUACAUCGUAGUAUUAUCGUUCUGGAAAUCGUCUUCGACUUUACGCAUCGUUCGAUUCAGCGUUGCCUCGACGGACGUCGACCAGCCUCGACGACGUAAUCGGAGACGAGCGAAAUUUUCUUCUAGAGAUGAAGGACUUUUUUUUUUUAAAGAAAAACUGUAGUAAAGAAUGUCUGAAUACAUACACGUGUACGAAAUACAUAAAACGAUGUCAGGCACAACCGUGUGUCUAUCAGCGUUGGGCAAAUUGCAAUUAAUCAAUGCGAUUAUCGAGUUGUCGGGGAUCGUGAUUAAUGAUUAACGUAUAAUCAAACUCAAUUAGGUCUGGAAGGUUACCAAUUACCGAUUCAUGAUUUCAAAUUACGAAUAUAAUUUAUGACUGUCGAUUGAUCCGACGUAUCUAAGCGAUCGCUACAAAACCGAUCACCGGCCAACUCUGGGAAUAUUCCAUUUUAUUCGUCGUUCGUAAUACGAAAAUUCUGCUCGUCUCUGAACGGGAACCCUCGUUUAAAAUCACGGGAACUGUCCGCCGUGAAGUCCGGCUUAUUGUACAUCAAUCACUCCUGUACAAUGUUCAUGCUGAUGUUAACUAUUUAAAGGCGAGAGAGUGAGAAAGAUUUUCCAGACUUUCGUCCGAAGCGCGCAAACGAUACUGUUGGUGGGCGUGCGCGCGCGCCACCGGCGCGAGUUCGAUUUUCGCGUUACGCGCGCGGACACGCACACGCUCCCAUACAUGUAACAUGUAAAUGUGUAAUUUGCUUGGUGGAAUUCCGAACUGUACAGAUUCGAGAAAGGGGAGAUACGAACACACAUACACAUAAAACAUCGGGAGCCGAGAGAAAUGCCUUUGAGCGGUACGCUUGGUUCAAAUGAUUCUGUCCGCACUAUCCGGAGGUCUCCGUUUAUUAACCCUUGGAAUUUAAACGCGAUUACCAAUGGUGUACAGUGUAAAAUAAAUUGGCAAAGGUCAUUGCAUUGUUUCACAUGUAUACAUAGCACUCAUGGGCGAAUCACACUAUUCAUCAUGUAGUUGUUUAUUUUAUAUCGUGCCUCCUUUUGAAAACGUUAUCAGAGGCUUCAUACAAAUGGACGAAAUUAUUUGAAGUGCUCGUACCUCUCAGAAAGAUUCUUCUUGGCUACGAGUGGUACACAUACUCCUGUUCACCUGGAGUCGUAAUCGAGGAAACGGUUACGCGUGGACGCAACGUUCACGAGCGGCGCCAGGUCAUGCCGACAGAGAUCUUCUACGUACAGACACAUGAUUUCUAUUAUAAAGAUGUAGGUUAACGAAGUAUUCUGCGGGAAGUAAUUACAAUCAAUGUACCGGAUGGUCCGCGGCGAUGUUAAAAUUAGAAAAGUUUAUGUCGUUUGAAUCUUAGGAAUUUACGCCUUCUUGCCGCGGGGCCAUUCUAUACAUAUUAAUUGGUUAUCUGUCAAUUAUUAAUUAAAUUAUAUCGAUUUCUUCGCCUUUAGUCAAGGAAAGGAACGGGAGCCGACGCGGGCGUUCCCUCCUCGAGCGACGUCGAGCUUCCGCGCGACGCUUCUCUUCGUCUUGUCCAAGGAAGCUCGCCGGGAGGAAGUAUACAUAAUGUAAUAUCUUCGAAUAGUUUAUUUUUCUAUAGUGCAAUCAUUUCCUUUCGUGCAAUUCCCGAGAUCGUUGUUUUCAUUGAAAGUUUAUCACGCGCGACUCGCGCCCGACGGCUCGACGAGGAAACGCGGCGCACGGCUCUGGUCGCGCUGUGUCGUAAAAACGCGAAAUUAUUAGGCAAUCUAAAUCGCUAGGGCUGGGAUUAGUCGAAUUUCUCUCCGUUCGUGUAUUCAAAAGAGCCGUGGAACGAAACCUAUCCUCGUUUAAAUUCCACAGCUUAGAAGGAUCAGCCUUGCGUUCAAUCGUUAUAAUAAUAAUGUUCGGGAAACGAUAUUCGAUUAGUGCUGUCCAAAAUUGAUUCGUAGUAUCCGAAUACCGAGAAAGAUAGUUAAAUACGAAACGAUUCAAAUCGUCCCAGCCCUAAUCUAAACGAGUUCUCUAAGCGAACGAUCCGUAAUCGGACGUUCCGUAACUGCACGCGAAACGAGGGUUAAGAGACGAGGAAGAAAAUAUUGCCUAAUCGGAUGAGCGAGGGAAGUUUUUCAAAUUUGUUGAUACAUUUCAUACUUUACGACUAGGAAUUAUGGCCUAUUACUAACUAUUUCGCAAAGUUUAUCGACUCGAUCGUUUUUUUCCCCCAUCUAUUCGCGUUCGAGCACGUUUCGUGAUUUAAUCGGGGUGAGGAUAUUCCCGUUCGAGGGACGAAGGGUAAAGGACGAGACUUCAGUUUCGAUUCGAUGGGACGUGCCGUAGAAUUGUACGCCGUGUAAAUAACGCUUCGACGCUCGUGUUCGAUCGUAAAACGUGUGCGAAAGAAAAGAGGCAACGAAAAAAAAAAACGGGGGAAAAAAAAGGAAUAAUAAUAAUAAACCUACCCGAUCGCCGAAGAGAACGUGAAAAAUCACACCGGUGCGAAUCCGAUAACGCGGGCAUGAAAAACGAUCGGGUCGCCACCCCCCUCCCAACCCCCCCAAUUCCCAAAAUUGUGAAACGGAAAGUGACUUUUUAGGUGAUUGGACACACUGUUUCGCGCGCUAUCGUGAAAUCGCGUUAAAGCAGGUCGCAUCGAUACAGAGUAUAGAAACUAUUUCGAACUCGACUGAGCGAUAUGUAGGAGAUAUAUACAUAUAUAUAUAUAUGUAUAUAUAUAUAUACAUAUAUAAUAUAUACCCCCAUAUUUUUCUCGAUGUUAAGCUUUUUUCUCAGAGCGCGUAACGGCGUGUAAUUGCCUGCGAGAUGGAAUACGAGCGAAUCGUUGCGAUUUCUUAAAAAAGAAAAAAAGAAACAAAAAAUUUUCGACCUAUCGUGUCGCCACGAUAGCAGGGGAGGAUCCGUGGGCUGCGAUCAUUGUUGCGCGAGUAUCGCGAGGGCGGAAGCAACCGAAUGGUCGUUGCGAAACGACAGCGAGCACCUUCUGUUUCGCAACGACCACACGCUUCAAUCGAAAUUUAAACUAAACGACGUUUUUUUUUUUUUUCUAUUAAUCCCGCAAUUCUAAGAAGCUGUCGAAGGUAAAACACUGCUACGUUUCUACAGAAACUCUCGAACGUACACCGUGUGUAGUAAUCUCGACCAAUAACCUCGAUAAUUCGCGCCGCGAGUUCAUCCGAUUCUCUUGGGAACAGUUAACGGAAGCCACGACGUUUCUAGGCGUCUUCGCGAACUUCUUUCCACCAUCGGAAUAACGAUCCAUCUGAACCCCUACAUUCCACGAGUUUCAUUUCGUCAUUCGAAGAAGAAAUUAUUUCUUGGAAUUCAAUAAAAAAGACUGUAAAUUGUCGUGGGAAUCGACUGCCAGUUGGAAUUGUACGAUAUCGAACUGAUCGCCAUUAUCGAAGCUUCCUAUUUCAACCGUACUCGACUUUGGUUGACAAAAAAAUUACUUCGAUGAAAUUUAACGACCGUUUAUAGGAAACUGUCGGUCGGCCAACGCGAUCGAUACUCGGCUCGUUGAUCUCGCCAGCGAAUCGUUUGAUCGACGGUCCUUCGACCAAAGCGACGAAAGCACACGGAUUUUAUAGAGUUCGCGUAGCAAAAGGGGAGAAGACGGAACCCGUGUAAAUAUUUCACUCUAGAGAUUUGACUAUGAACAGCGAAUCAUCCUUUUUAGUGUACAUUACUUUGUAUCAUAGCCUACGAAUCGUUUAGCUAGACACUUUCGAGAUCUCCGUGCGAAAAGCAAAGGGAAGAAGAUGAGUCGUUGUGUUUCGGGGGAUUUUUUCGUUGAUGAUCGAACCUUUCUUUCGUGCUGCCCGACAAAAUUCAAUCGAUACGAAAAUUGGGAUGUUGCGUUCAAAAUUGAUCUUGAUACUCGAGCGUGAAGAAUCUCGUUGCGCAAAGGAAACGUAACAAACACCCCGACUGCCCGCCCUUUUCUUCUGUUUCAACGUGAAACGUGUCAAUUUGUCGAAAACGAUACUCUUUCUGCGUCCAUCGUUGGUCAGAGACGUGGUACAGUUUCAAUCUAGAUGCAACAUUUCUAGGACGACGAAUCGAAACGUAAAAUAAAUGAUAAUUCGUUUAAGAUUACGACUACCGUGCGGUUCGGUUGCGAUUCGAUCCCUGAUUCCUCGCAUGUACCUGUAGCGUUAAAGAUCGGUUAGGCGCGGUAGCAACGACCGCGAAAAAAAAAACACGCAUCUCGUUCGCACAAGAUCUUCCCUUAGCGAAUCGAAUUUAGAAGAAAAAGACAGAUAGAGAGUGUGUGUGUGUGUGUGUUGAGAAUCGAACGCAACGCAAAAUCCACCCUUCGAUAUCGAUAGUGUGCCAACAAUUCCCUUUUAUCGUCUAUCGCAUUUUUUCAUUCCCUUCGACGACUUCGAAUUGAUCGGGGCUUCGAACACGUUGCAACGCGACCAUAAGCGAGUUAAUUUUAACGAUGGGGAGCCGAUCCUGAUUCGAUAUCGUUGCACCAAAUAUUUCUAUGUCUCUCGAAACACUGUCAACGAUCUACAGAAAUAAAAGAAACUUAAGUUGGAGAAUAUUUCUUAGUAAUAAACUUGAUACCACGAUUAAUCAUUUUAACGGUACUUUUUGGAUAUCUAUAUCGAAAGUAUCAAACAUCAAUUCUGUUCGAUAUCUACAUGUUGGAUACAGUUCGAUAUCAGAUUAUAAAUUAUACUGGCCGAUAUCUACGGUAUCGUUUCGACAUCGUUCCCAUCGCUAAAAAUUUCCUAUCACCGCAACUCGUGGGUGAUAACAUUAAACAGGCUCGCGGCUAUCCAACUUGGUGGAAAUGAACGGGAGAAAAAGCUUUUUACUCGCUGUGAAAAUUAUGUUAAAAAUAGAUUUACGAACAUAACAGUAGAACGAAUUCAACGGAUAGCCGCGAAUUUCCUUAAUUGUAAUAUCGAUAAGAAUGUAAGUACAAAACGAAGACAAAGAAAAAAAAAAGGAAACAUCGUGACGCAUCGCUUUCAAGUUUUCAAUAUUUCUCGAGUCGCGACAGUCGACAGUUAUUAACGCGUGCCCUUAUCAACGUCGCGUGUACCGUGCUCGCGCGAUAAAGUCUGCUUUCUCGUUUUUUCGCUUCUGUCCACCCUCUGACCCCACCCUUCGCCCUCUCUCAUCGAAUUUUGUUGCGUUUCCAACUUUCUUUUUCUUUUCUUUUUUCUUUUUUUUCUUUUUUUUUUAUUAAUCGACUUUUCUCCAACGCCCGAGAGAAUGAAUUUUACGAGACGAGACGCGUUCCUUUUCUGUCAUUCUUGAAACGGAAACGAACAGCAAGAAAAAAGAAACGAAACGACGAGACCAAAGAGAUGUUUAUUUUAAUGUUGUGUAUAUUAAUUGAGUUUAUGUCGUAUAAGUCGAUGCAUUUAUCCAUGCAUUACAUCGAGUGCUUUAAUUAUCUUUCCAUCAUUUAAAAACAAAAAACAAACGAUUAUCAUUAUUAUUAUUAUAAAUAUAUAUAUAUAUCUAUACGACAUACGUUUUUUCUUUUAGAUAAGUUUCUGUUGCGUAAUCAUCGCGAUCGAUCGGCGGAAUCUUUUAUAAUUAAGGUGUACAUUUCGUUUACUCGAUUAAUCAUCCAUCAAGCAUCAUUAUAAUAUUAACGAUUAUUACUAUUAUUAUUUAUAGUUAAUUGGUUUACGUGCUAAUUAUUAAGCAGCCAGUGCCGUUUAUUUUAUAUCUCUCGUACAGUGUAAUGUAUAUCACCGCUGUUAUCGUAUUUUAUUAAAUCUUUGCCAUAUAAUAGCUCCCAUCGUCUCACGUUCUCACCCCCUUCUCCUUUUAAUCCAUGCAUGUGAAGCGAUCGUGUCUCUCAUCUACAAAGUGUUCCAUAAGAAGUGUCGCGAAAGUAACAGACCAUGGUAUCCAUUCUUCGUUGAAUGUCUUGCAAGUUCGCACCACAGAAUUUCCACUAAAACUUCUUUUACUGCACACAUCAACCCUAACGCCAAUACAUCCCUUUCGCUUCCUCCUUUAAUUUUUCAGUUGCACGACGACAAAGUAUUCAAUUUGCGGCCCUUAAGGAGGCUCUGCAUCGUGCCAGACUUAUUUCAUUUCUAAGUAAGGUUCUUGCAACGAACCAAAAAAGAAUCGAGGUAUAAAAAGAAGAAAUAAAUAAUUCGGCCGCGGCGAGGCGGUGCAUUCGUUUUCGAAAACGUGAACGCACGUCGUUUCAAAGCCCCGUAAAUAAAUCGUGUUGUCGCUUUUGCAAUCCAUUAAACGCACUCGAGCAGCCGCGUCUUCUCGCGGACUCUAUCCGUGCUAUCCCCGUACGAGAACUAACGAGCAACAACGCACGCUUUACGCUAACAAUCCAGGGAUGGACAAAAUUAAGAGACGCUAGAAGAUAAACGACUCUCUAUCUGCUACUCGACGAAUAAAAAUUAGAAUUCGAAUUAUAGAACGUUACAUCACGAAUGAACUUAUCCGAGUACCUCUUCUUUUCAUUCAUCUUUCAUUCGGAGCAAAUUUUGCCCAUCUCUGUAGCAAUCCUCCAGGUGGUUGCUUUCGGAUAGAGGAACUUCGAUUUCCAAGCGACACCUGAGAGGGGAGGGUGUUCUCUUCGUGUUUCUUUUCCUCUCGAAGAUGCAACUACUUUCCGUUCAGGCGACGCGAUCAUUCUCGGACGAUCUUCGGCGUGUCGACGAUUGAUUUUUCCGAUAAACGUGUAAACUCAUUCGGGGCAAGCUCUUCCAGACCUUGCAGCACCUGAACGAAGCUUAACUCUAUUUUAGGACUUCGUUCGCGCGCGAAACCGCUGCAAGGCCUAGAAAACACGUCGCUUCUUCCGUUACUCGUUAUCUCGUCAACGAGUUUCGUCGUAACCGGAAGUAGUCGACUUCGGGAAUAAGGUCGACCGUCUCUAUUCACCCUCGGGGGUAAUAAAAUAGAUUAUUUCACAUAGCACACAGUUCAAUAAACUGUAACAAAAGCAAUGAAAGAAAAUAAUGCUAUUUUUAUAUGUUGCAUCGUCUGCCGUGGUGACCUAUAGUUAUACGAAAUGUACUCGCGUUACGUUUCGUUUGUUCGUGAAUCGUUAUGGGCCAUUUCGUCUCACGUCGUUUGAAAGUUUUUUUUUCUUUUCUCUCGAAUGUUUCAACCCGAUCACGUUACGUGAAUAAUCGUACACAAGGAUAUUCGCCGAGGAACUGUUUCUUUGAGCCUGACCGAUAUCCGAGUCGUUCGACCGAAGGAUAUCGUUGUGGUAUUUUUUUGUUAUCUUUCAAAGAAGUUACUAUACGUUCGAGUGGUGUCGUCAGGAAAUUGUGAGAAGCAUUCUCGUAUAAUUUGACGAUGGAUGUCCCAAUAAUAAUUAAUAUCAUCAACAUUAGCAGCUUAGAAGUAAACGACGAGAAAUAUUUCUGAACAUGAUCCAAAGGAUGCUCUUGCUCACAAUUGAUCUAGAUUACUACAUUAAGAUUUACUAUUAUUGUAUUAUUAUUACUAUAUCUACAUUCCUUUUAAGAAUCUACCACUAUUACUUUACGAAACCAUCUGUAAAUAAGUAUUUUGUAUUCCUGCAAGAAUAAAAUUAAGAAUCAUUA